UUUUCAGUUCGUUUGACAACUUAAAAGAACAAAUGUCUAAAAUGAACGGAACAAUGAUUAAAGUGCAAGGGGACGCUAAAAAGUGGAGAGAACAGGCUGAGGCUGCAAACAAAUUGGCAACUUCAUUGAGUCUUGCAAAAGUAGAAAGUGAUAAUUUGUUGGCUUUUAAGAAUCGUCAACUGGCUCAAUUACAAGAACUUUGCCGUCGUUUGAAUAAAGAAAAUCGGGGAAUAGAUAAAAAUAGUAUGUCUUCCAACGACAACGAAAUUGGGGAAAAAGGAAAGGAGGAGAAUGAAGAAUUGGCUUCUACUAGUAAUGGAGCUGGAGAAGGAGAUGGGGGAGAGGAAGGUAAAAUAGAGGAGAAAAUUGCCCAGAUUGACUUGAAAGAGGAAAUCAAGGAAGAGAAAAAAGAAUAA
Molecule: messenger RNA, 416 nt
Organism: Meloidogyne enterolobii
Lineage: Eukaryota; Metazoa; Nematoda; Chromadorea; Rhabditida; Meloidogynidae
Source: the annotation of a GenBank genome assembly